AUGAACGAAAUAAGAGAAGUAUAUACUGUAGGCUAGAAUGCGUAUGGAGAACUUGCUCAUGGAGAUAAUAUUGAAAGACACGUAUUCACUCUAGUAGAAUUUUGCAAAGGGAUGAAUGUCAUCUAAGUGGCAGCUGGAAACGAACAUAGUCUUAUCCUUACAGAAAACGGUGAUGUAUUCUCAGGUGGAUAUAAUGAAAUGGGUAAUUCUCUUUCUUAAAGUCCUAAUGCACUCAACCCAAACAAUAACAAUAAUAAUUCCCGAACUGGUAAUCUUAGAUUAGUAGAAAAACUAAGAGGUAAAAACAUAGUUAAAAUAUUUGCAUCUAAUGGAUGUGAACAUGUAGUUGCAUUGACAAGUCAUGGGGAUUAAGCAUCAAUGAACUCUCCUAAACAAGUAGAGGCUUUAUCAAGAAAAUUUGUCACAACAGUAGGUUGCUCAUAUUAUCACACAAUAUUCUCUUGUGCCGAUGAAAUGGAAAUAUAUUCCUGUGGUAGAAAUGACUAUGGCUAGCUGGGCCUUGGUCAUAUUGAAGAUAGGAAUAUCCCAUCACUCAUUGAAUCACUUAACAGUAAAAAAAUUGUAUCUAUCGGAUGUGGAUAGUACCACAGCGUAGUAACCACUGUUGAUGGAGAAAUUUAUAGCUUCGGGAGAAACGAUAGCGGUUAGCUUGGGCUGUCUGCUACUGAAAACUAUGUUAGCACUCCGAAAGAGAUAAAAAAUCUAAAAAGCACUUAAAUUGCCUGUGGCUAUUAUCAUUCAGUAGCUAUAUCAAAUGGAUAAUUAUAUAGUUGGGGUAAAAAUGAUUCCGGCUAGCUAGGAAUCGGAAUAUACAGUGCAAAGGAAGUAAUUCCGACUCAGGUUAAAGAUCUAGAAGAUUAGGAAAUUGUACAAGUUGCUUGUGGUUGUUAUCAUACUCUUGCUCUUGGAUAUGCUGGAUAAUUAUUUGCUUUUGGAAGAAAUAGUCAUGGGUAACUUGGGGAUGGUACCACUAACAACUCAUGCAAACCAUUAUUGAUUCAGGGAUUAUCAGACAAAAAAGUAUGCUAAAUAGCUGCAGGCUUUUACCACUCAAUAGUGUUAGCUAAUCCUGUAAUAAGAAAUCCUUUGGUAGAGGAUUUUAAAUGUCUUCUAAAUAAUUAAGAACUAUCAGAUGUCACUUUCAUUGUUGAAGGGAAAAAGCUUUAUGCCCAUAGAUGUAUUUUAAUGGCUAGAUGUGAACCAUUGGAUAGAAUGGUAAAUGGAAAUAUGAGAGAAGCCUAUGAUUUGCAGAUACAGAUAGAAGAUACCAGUUAUUAAUGCUUUUAUUCGCUAUUGGAAUAUCUUUAUACUGAAUAGGUUGAAGCUUUGAGUUAAUUUGAGACAGAUAUCAAUUUUGCUCUUGAUUUGCUAAGUUUGGCUGACUAAUACUUAGUUGAAUAACUGAAAAAAAAAUGCGAGGAGGCUAUUCAAAAAAGUAUUAAGAUUGAUGACGUAUGUUUGAUGCUAAAUAUUGCUAUAAGUAGAGGGGCAAACUCUCUGAAAAAGAGAUGCUUAUCAUUUAUGAUGAGCAAUUUCUCUAAAAUUAUUGUGUUAGAUUAAUUUGUGGAUUUACCAAAACAUGUUCUUAAAGAGGUAUUUAAGAUGGCUAAUAGAAGAGGUGUUUUUGUAAGAGAACUUUUAUGA
Stylonychia lemnae is the source of this 1665-nucleotide messenger RNA. NCBI's taxonomy places the organism in Eukaryota, Ciliophora, Spirotrichea, Sporadotrichida, Oxytrichidae. The record is from the annotation of a GenBank genome assembly.